This is a messenger RNA of Daphnia pulicaria, 2577 nucleotides long. It is a transcript of the gene Mtpalpha, whose product is annotated as trifunctional enzyme subunit alpha, mitochondrial-like. Bases 102 to 2393 code for a protein of 763 amino acids. Gene Ontology annotation, molecular function: enoyl-CoA hydratase activity; NAD+ binding; long-chain (3S)-3-hydroxyacyl-CoA dehydrogenase (NAD+) activity. Gene Ontology annotation, biological process: fatty acid beta-oxidation. Lineage: Eukaryota; Metazoa; Arthropoda; Branchiopoda; Diplostraca; Daphniidae. The transcript has 14 exons. Gene Ontology annotation, cellular component: mitochondrion; mitochondrial fatty acid beta-oxidation multienzyme complex. The record is from RefSeq and is a predicted model, not a curated record.
CGCCAAACGGGUGUGUUAGAAACUAAUUUACUACCGCAGUACCGGCUACGUUUCUUAUUCAUUUCUUGUUUCCUCUGCGGGAAAUCAAUUUGCGAUCUGUGAUGGCUACCAGCAGAUUAAUUUCCAUUUCCAAAUUUGUAAGCUUUCCUAACAACCUGCCAUUGGGCAAGUUUUCAUUACGUCAUCUUUCAACAUCAAGAAGGUGUGAUGGUUAUGUACAUACCAAGUACGAGGUUAAAAAUGGAAUCGCCAUUGUCAAACUUGACUCUCCAAACUCCAAAGUCAACACACUCAAUGUUGAAACCAUGACUGAAGUCAAAGAGAUCAUGGACAUGAUUACUAAAGAUACAAAUGUGCAAGCCACUGUGUUGAUGUCAGGAAAACCAGGUUGUUUCAUCGCUGGAGCUGAUAUUUCAAUGCUCCAGAAAUGUAAAACAGCUGAGGAAGCUUCUCAGCUAUCAAAAGCUUGUCAGGAUUUGUUGAUGGAAAUGGAACACAGUAGAAAGCCCAUUGUAGCUGCAAUCAUGGGCAGCUGUUUAGGUGGAGGACUUGAGGUUGCCAUGGCUUGCCAUUACAGGAUUGCUGUGAAUGAGAAUAAGACUGCUUUGGGAUUACCAGAAGUACUUUUAGGUCUCUUGCCUGGUGGUGGUGGUACUCAACGCCUUCCGCAGUUAACAUCUCUUCUUACUGCUCUGGAUAUGAUCCUUACUGGCAAAAAUGUCAAAGCAGACAAAGCUAAAAAGCUUGGUCUUGUUGAUCUGACUGUGCAGCCAUUGGGCCCAGGAUUAGAUAAACCUGAUCAUCAAACUUUGCAACAUUUAGAAGAAGUAGCUGUACGUACUGCUGGAAAUUUGGCCUCUGGUUCAUUGAAGGUUAAACGUGAAAAACCAAUCACUGAUCGUUUAUUUGCGGCUGCAUUGAAGUAUAACCUGGUGAAAGAUCAAAUUUUUCAAAAGGCCAAAGCCAAAGUAAUGAAGCAAACAAAUGGGCUGUACCCAGCACCUCUGAAGAUUUUAGAAGUAAUUAGAACAACUUUAGAUAAAGGAUUGGAAGCUGGAUAUGCUGCUGAAAAUCAAGGUUUUGGACAACUGGCAGUCACUAAGGAAUCACGUGGAUUAAUUGGUUUAUUUCAUGGUCAAACUGAAUGCAAAAAGAAUAGAUUUGGGAAACCAAUUUUGCCGACGAAGACUAUUGGGAUAAUAGGCGCUGGCUUAAUGGGUGCUGGUAUUGCCCAAGUUUCUGUUAAAGGAUUUGAUGUUUUGCUUAAAGAUGCUGUACCUGCUGGUUUAUCUCGAGGCCUAAAUCAAGUAUAUGCGGGUUUAGACAAAUCCAUGAAAAGGAGAAAAAUUACCAGUUUUGAGCGUGACCGUAUUGCCUCAAACUUAACUGGUACCCUAAAUUACGAUGCGUUCAAAAAUUGUGACAUGGUUAUCGAAGCUGUGUUUGAAGAUUUGAGCCUUAAACACCGUGUUGUCAAAGAAGUAGAAGCGCUCAUCCCAGAACACUGUAUAUUUGCCACGAAUACUAGUGCCUUACCAAUUACAAAAAUAGCAGAAGCCAGCAAGCGUCCGGAAAAAGUCAUUGGUAUGCACUAUUUUUCUCCAGUCGAUAAGAUGCAACUUUUGGAGAUUAUAACAAAUCCCAAAACAUCGCGUGAUACAAUUGCAUCGGCCGUUGACGUGGGACUACGACAGGGUAAAGUCGUUAUUAUAGUAGGGGAUGGUCCUGGUUUUUAUACUUCACGUGUACUUUCAUUCAUGAUGGCUGAAGCUCACAGACUUCUUCUAGAAGGAACUGAUCCAAGGAAGAUUGAUAAACUUGGCAAAAAAUUUGGUUUCCCUGUUGGUCCAGUUACUCUAACUGAUGAAGUUGGCAUUGAUGUUGGUGCACAUAUUGGAAAGUAUUUGACUACUUGUUUUGGAGAGCGGUUUGCGGGAGCUGAUCCAGAGGUCCUUAAUUCAUUGGUAAAGGCUGGGAUCACAGGGCGGAAAUCAGGCAAAGGUUUCUUCGUUUAUGAGAAAGGAACCAAAGGAGAGAGACCAAUUUGCACGGAGGCUAUGGAUUUGCUAAAGAAAUAUUCACUGGUACCGAAAGGAUUACAAAGCGACGAAGACAUUCAAUUUAGACUUGCCACACGAUUCAUAAACGAGGCCUUGUUGUGCUUAGAAGAAGGAAUCCUCGCUAGUCCGGCUGAAGGUGAUAUUGGAGCUGUUUUUGGAUUGGGUUUCCCUCCAUUUACUGGAGGACCUUUCCGGUUCGUGGAUGAGUUUGGGGCAGAAAAACUAGUAGCUAUCAUGGGGAAAUUUGAGUCUGUUUAUGGCAAAUGUUUCACACCUUGUCAACUACUAUUGGACCACAGCAAAGGCAACAAGAAAUUCUAUCCUCGUAAUUAGAGCUAUGUGUUGGCCGUUGAUGGAGUAACGUGGUGAAAGUCGCGUAUCCAUUCAAUCGAUUUUGCACCAUCAAUGCAAUUUUUAAGUGAUGCCAAUUAGGCUCCUUAGAAUAUAGUUAAGAAAGGGUCUUUUUGUUUUUUUCUAGUUAAUGAUGUUUUGAAAUAAACUAUAUAUUUCAUCGGGA